Molecule: messenger RNA, 2085 nt
Organism: Cutaneotrichosporon cavernicola
Lineage: Eukaryota; Fungi; Basidiomycota; Tremellomycetes; Trichosporonales; Trichosporonaceae
Gene: PRP28
Exons: 2
Coding region: 1-2085 (694 amino acids)
Biological process (GO): mRNA splicing, via spliceosome
Cellular component (GO): catalytic step 2 spliceosome
Molecular function (GO): RNA helicase activity; ATP binding; RNA binding
Source: RefSeq, a predicted model, not a curated record
AUGUCCGGCCCACUCUCCGUCGAAGACAUUCUCGCCCAGCAAAAGGCUGAGCGUGAGGCCGCGGCAAAGCCAAAAUUCAUGACCAAGGCGAUGCGCGAGAAGCUCGCUGCGGAGAAAGCUGCGGCCGAUUCGUCCUCCACCAAAGAGAAGGAGCGGGGAGAUCGGGCCCGCCGAGAAGGGCUGGAACGCGCAGCGGCCGAGGAGCGGCGGCGGGCGGAUGUGAACCGCCGCGAUCGGGAACGCGAAAGGGAUACUCGCGACGGGGGGUUGGAUUAUCGCGGUGACCACCGUGCCGAUUACCGCGACCGGCGCAGGGACGAUGAUUUUCGCGGUGGACGACAGGACCGUCGGUUCGACGACCGCGAUCGUGAUCGUGAUCGUGAUCGUCGCGACGGCGGACAUGGACGAGGGGGACGGCGCGAUGACCGCCGCGCCAACGGGGCUCCAAGCCGGAAUGCCAAUGGCGCCAGCGGGAACGACGAGCUGGAUACAAUCAAGAAGCGGUAUCUGGGCCAGAAGGAAGAGGUCAAGAAACCAUGGAUGCGCAAGGCGACGAACAAGAAUGCCAUCUUUGACUGGAGCGCCGCCGACGAUACAUCCUCUCAGCGGGUAUGGGUGCCUACAGAGGGUACGCACACGCGCUCCGCCGCGGCGAGUAGCACGGGAUCGCCGGCGCCCGGCGAGAGCAAGUUUACGGAUGCGUUAGAGCGGCGGCGUGCCGGAAAGGGCGGUAACGAUGAUCGGCACUGGAGCGAGAAGCCGCUCGAGGAGAUGAAGGAGCGCGACUGGCGUAUCUUCCGCGAGGACUACUCGAUCUCGUCCCGCGGCGGAGCCAUCCCCAACCCCCUGCGGACGUGGCGCGAAAGCGCGAUUCCAGAGCGUAUCUGCGACAUUGUCGACACGAUCGGGUAUACUGAGCCCUCCCCGAUUCAGCGGCAGGCCAUCCCGAUUGGGCUGCAGAACCGCGACCUCGUCGGCCUGGCCAAGACAGGUUCGGGCAAGACGGCGGCCUUCCUCAUUCCCAUGCUCACGUAUAUUUCGCGGCUGCCGGCGCUGAAUGACGAUAAUCGUCAUCUGGGGCCGUACGCUUUGAUUCUCGCCCCGACGCGUGAACUCGCCCAGCAGAUUGAGGCCGAGGCGGCAAAGUUCUGCGGGCCGCUCGGGUACACUUGCGUGUCGAUUGUUGGUGGACGGAGUGUCGACGAGCAGCAGUUCAACCUCCGUGACGGUUCGCAUCUUGUUAUCGCGACUCCGGGUCGUCUGAAGGACAUGAUCGACAAGAGUAUACUAGUCAUGUCCCAGUGUCGCUAUGUGGUCAUGGACGAGGCCGACAAGAUGGUCGAUCUCGGCUUUGAAGCCGACCUCACCUUUAUCCUCGACGCCAUGCCCGCUCCCAAGGAGGAAGGCGAUAAGAGCGACCGCGUAAUGACUCUCUUCUCGGCGACCAUGCCGCCCGCCGUUGAGCGCCUCACGCGAAAGUACCUCCGCAAACCGGCCACUGUUACCAUCGGCACAGCGGGUGAGGCGGUCGACACGGUCGAGCAGCGCGUCGAGUUCGUCAGUGGCGAGGAGAAGAAGAAGGCGCGCCUGCAGGAGAUUCUGCGCAGCCACGCCCUGCCGCCGCCCAUUCUCGUGUUCGUCAACCAGAAGACGACGGCCGACGUCGUCGUAAGAUAUGUCCAGCAGGCUGGGCGGGCGGCUACCACUCUCCACUCUGGCAAGAACCAGGAGCAGCGCGAGGCGAGUCUCAAAGCCCUCCGCGACGGCGAUGUCGAGGUCCUCGUCGCUACCGACCUCGCGGGUCGUGGUAUCGACAUUACCGAUGUCUCGCUCGUCAUCAACUGGCAGAUGACGGAUACGAUUGAAAAGUACGUCCAUCGUAUCGGUCGUACCGGUCGUGCAGGCAAGGAGGGUCUCGCCAUCACGUUUCUCGAUAACAACGACGAGGAGGUCAUGUUCGACCUCAAACAGGAGAUCCAGAAGUCGGCGCGCUCGACAAUGAACCCCGAGCUCGCACGGCACGAAGCGGCGCGGCAAAAGGUCACGCGCGAGAUGAAGCGCAAGCGCGAUGAGUUCGACGACUAG